AUGGCGGCCAAAGACUCUGUUGCAUAUGUGGACGAAUUCUAUUUCUCAGCAUUGCAUGAUGAGGAACAAUUGUUCCCCAUUUCAGAUGAAAAAUAUGCAGAGGAGUUGCAAUUGCAAGAGGCCUUAAUGUCCGCAGCCACCAUUUCUUUAUAUAAUAAGUUUAAGAGCGUCAAGACGGAAAUCGGAGAAUCUUCUGGAAAUUUAUGUAUGAUUUGUAUGGUAAAUAAACCCAUAAAUGAAAUGUUCGGAAACAGCUCUUAUUGCUCACAUUCUUUUUGUGUACUCUGUAUCAGCAAAUAUGUUGCUAGCAAAAUACAAGAAAAUAUUAGUGUUAUCAAGUGCCCAAAUAUUGCUUGUAAAGGCAUAAUUAAACCGCAAUUUUGGCGAGAAAUUGUUCCUAAAGAAGUGUUUGAUAGAUGGGAGAAUUCUUUGUGCGAAUCUUUGAUUUUGGGUUCACAGAAAUUUUAUUGUCCUUAUAAAGAUUGUGCAGCUAUGUUGGUGGACGAUGGGAGCGAGAAUGUAACAGAAUUUGAGUGUCCAAAUUGCCAUCGAUUGUUCUGUGCUCAGUGCAAUGUCUCGUGGCAUAGGGGAUUGGAUUGCAAAGAGUUCCAGCGUUUGGGCAGAAAAGAGAAAGGGAAGGAAUUAGAUGUGAUGCUGACGGAGUUUGCCAAGAACAAGAAAUGGCGCAGAUGUCCCAAGUGCAAAAUCUAUGUUGAAAAACGUGAUGGCUGUUUACACAUAACUUGCGGGUGCGGCCAUGAGUUUUGCUAUGGCUGUGGAUUAGACCACAGCUUGGGACAUGUUUGUCCGCGAUCUUAAAAAAGACACUUUGGUCCAAGUAUUCCUACAUACAUACUAUUGCUUUCGACGACUACUGUUGGCCCGUUCUGAACUCGUCAAGUAUUGCAAUUGAUCGGGAAUAUUGUUAUUCCUUUUAGAGUUUAUUUGCUUCCUUUUAAAACUUCUGUUUUUCUUUUUAAUCGGUAAUUAAGUUGAAUAUUCUUGGUGUCCUUGCUGAUUUUAAUUCUGCGUUCACUCUUU
Messenger RNA from Nicotiana tabacum (common tobacco), 1041 nucleotides. Its product is annotated as E3 ubiquitin-protein ligase RSL1-like. Lineage: Eukaryota; Viridiplantae; Streptophyta; Magnoliopsida; Solanales; Solanaceae. Gene Ontology annotation, molecular function: ubiquitin-protein transferase activity; zinc ion binding. The record is from RefSeq and is a predicted model, not a curated record. Gene Ontology annotation, biological process: protein ubiquitination.